Molecule: messenger RNA, 965 nt
Organism: Eleginops maclovinus (Patagonian blennie)
Lineage: Eukaryota; Metazoa; Chordata; Actinopteri; Perciformes; Eleginopidae
Gene: s100z
Product: S100 calcium binding protein Z
Exons: 4
Coding region: 364-663 (99 amino acids)
Molecular function (GO): calcium-dependent protein binding; calcium ion binding
Source: RefSeq, a predicted model, not a curated record
UCGGGCCAGACAUGGGAUCAUUAAAAGAUGUAUAUAAAUGUGCUUCUAGCAUUGUUACGAACACAUAAAACAAUUACAUCCUCCUUCUUAAAGAUGAAUAAACGUCGAUUUCUGACAGGUCUUAACACAUCCUCCUUUGAGGAAGUACUGCUGGAGUGACUUCAGGGAUGUAAGGGAUGCAGACAGAUUAAGACCUGGAAAAAAAAGACGGUUUCCAUGGGCGUCUCACCUGUGGAAUUAAUUAUCGGUUCAAAGAUAGAGGCUAGGGGAAGGCUCUCUCAGCUUCUGCCCAUUUCCUCAUAAACAAGCUCCGCUACAACGUCUCUCAUCACAUCUGUUUGGGACUCUAACCAGGAAUCUGCAAUGCCGAGCCAGCUGGAGGGUGCAAUGGAUGCGCUGAUAACAGUUUUCUACAACUACUCCGGAAACGAUGGAGACAAAUACAAGCUCAACAAGGGCGAGUUGAAGGACCUCCUCAACAGCGAGCUCACCGACUUCCUCACGUCUCAGAAGGAUCCGAUGCUGGUGGAGAAAAUCAUGAAUGACCUGGACUCUAAUAAAGACAACGAGGUGGAUUUCAAUGAGUUUGUUGUGUUGGUGGCCGCCCUCACUGUUGCCUGCAACGACUUCUUCCAAGAGCAGCAGAAGAAGAAAAACAAGUAGACUUCUCCAGAAAAAACCCACUACCUGUAAAUCUUGUCAAUGUCAUGCCAUUAAAAAGAGAACAGUAAAUGUCCCGUCAGCAGAGUAAGUUAUUUUAGGAUUCCCCAAACAUGUAGCAUUGUGAAUGUAGUAUUUAGGAAGUAAACCCUUUUACCACAAUGGAAAAUGUUCUAACCAAUUUUCAGCCUGGAGCUGUUAAACAACGACUUUGUGAUCUUACAUGGGGCUUUUUCUGAUCCAAAUUAUAUUAGUGUUUAUAUUAGUGUUAUCUUUGUUACUAGAAAAUAAAAAAAUGAAAAUGA